Messenger RNA from Drosophila busckii, 4218 nucleotides. It is a transcript of the gene cnn, whose product is annotated as centrosomin. Lineage: Eukaryota; Metazoa; Arthropoda; Insecta; Diptera; Drosophilidae. Gene Ontology annotation, cellular component: microtubule organizing center. The transcript has 8 exons. The record is from RefSeq and is a predicted model, not a curated record. The coding region runs from base 196 to 3621 and encodes 1141 amino acids.
CAGUGGUUUCUGUGUGUGUGUGUGUGUGCCAAGCUAUUUAGCAUAGGCCUCAACGCGAACAAGAAGACGCCGCAUGGUGACGCAUACGCUUCCUAACAAUUUACAACAAAUCGUCAGUAUUUGAAAUGUACUGGAGUAACAAAUAGCAAAUCGCCACAUUAAUGCAAAAAAUACCGUACGUAAAUACAAAAGAUAAUGGCGGGCAUGUAUCGGUCCACAUCUCUAAAUAGUUCAAAUGAUGUACGCAGUCCAAUGCGUAAAAGAUUCUCAGUCUGCACCGGAGCUGGUGCUACCUUCUGCACAAGUCCUGGUGGUCUGCAUGACGUAACAAUGGAAAGCUCAUAUAAUAGUUUCGAUGCAGCACGUGCACCAGUUGGUGGCAAUCACUCGCCACUGGUGCUGCAGGGACGUUCGGUGCGUGAGCUGGAGGAGCAAAUGUCGACGCUGCGCAAUGAGAACUUCAAUCUAAAGCUGCGCAUCUACUUCAUGGAGGAGAAUCAACAUGGUGGUGCGCGUGAAAAGAAUGCGGGCGAUGCCAUGGCCAAGCAGCUGAUUGAUGCCAAAGUUGAGGUCGAAGUGCUGCGCAAGCGCAUCACAGAGAAGACUGAGCUGCUCAAAGAUGCGGCACAUGCCAUAACACUGCACGAGGAGGCGCAAAAGAAGUCGGAUGCCGAAAGUCAGGCAAUGCUUGAGCAUAUGCAGCAGUAUAUUCAAACGCUGGAGGCACGACUAGAGAACACAACGCAGCAGCAGACGGCUGAACAGUCGAGGCCUAUGCAGACAGAUAUUUUAAGGCUGGAGGAAGCGCUGAGUGCGGCGGAGAGGCAAUCAAGCGAGUUCCAGGCACAGCAAUCGUUGCUGCAGAAAGCGCUUAACGAGAGCCAAGAAUCGCUGCAGAACUGUGAGGCUAAGAUUACGGAGCUUGCCAUCAAGAAUUCCGAGCUGGUUGAGCAAAUGUCGCAGCUGGCAGAGCUGGAGAAGGUGGCCAAUCAAACGAUUAAGAACCAAAAGCUAGAGCUGCAUGCCUGCUUAAAGGAAAAUAAAUCCAUUUUGUACAACAUCAGCGCUGUCGAGCUUGAGUUGUUGCAACAGCAGCGUUGGAUGAACGAUGCGGCAAGCGUGUUGCAUAGACAUGGCAAGACCCUGAACCUAAUGGAACUUGGUCCACAGCUGCGAGCUCAGUUGGCCGACACUGCGUGCGAGCUGCAGGAUACGCAGGAGAAGCUAACGGAGUCUGAGCGUGUGCGUGAGCAAGCUUGCCGCACCAUACAGAAGCUAAUGCACAAGAUAAGCAGCCUGGAGAACGAACUAAAACUGGCCAAACAACAGCAAGCCAAACAGUUGAACGCCAAUGACAAGCCAAUAAAAGCAGCUCAUUCACAAAGCGAUACGGAGCUGUGUCCGGAGGGCGGCAUGUCGGCUGGCCUAAAGCAGCGCUAUGAGCAGCAACUUGCCGACCAGGCGGAGCUCAUCACGCAGCUGCAAUCGGAAGUGAACAAACAAACAUCCAAUCUGCAGCAGCUGGUCAACAAUGAGCUAUGGGAGAAGAAUCGCGAAGUGGAGAGACUCACCAAGCUUGUCAGCAGUCAGCCAGCAGCCGAAACAACUGCUGAUGACUCUGCGGGCGAGAAAUCCUUCACCGAAGCGGACUACACAAAGGCGUUAAAGCGCAGUCAAUUGCUGCAGCGCAAGGUGGACGUGUUGCUGCAUCGUCUGGCGGACGUGCAGCAGCAUAGUUCGCUGACUGAGCAUCUGCGUCAGGAGCUGCAGGCAACGCAGGCGGACAUGGAAAGUGCCAAUAAGUGGCGCAUUGAAUGCGCUGAGGUAUGCAGUGUGCUAACCAAUCGACUGGACGAGCUGGCAGGUUUUCUCAAUUCGCUGCUUAAGCACAAGGAUGUGUUGGGCGUAUUGGCGGCGGAUCGCUGUCGCGCCAUGCGACGUGCCAUUGAUCGCAGCUUGGACUUGUCCAAGAGUCUCAACAUGACGCUCUCCAUCACGGGCACAACGCUGGCUGAUCAAAGUCUAGCGCAGCUGAGCAAGCUCUCGGAGCUGUUGUACACAGAGGCGGAUAAUUGUGAUCGCACAUACAACUCGCAUGAGGAGAAUCAAUCGGCUGUGAAAACGGAAGGCAAGGUACUUAAGUCGGAUGCACAGCCGCGCAAGGAGCGACGUUCGCUGAUCGUGCCUGUGGACAAUCAAAGCGAAUCAGAGGCUUGGUCUGAGCCAGAUCGCAAGGUGUCGCUGGCGCGCAUUGGACUGGAAGACACCUCCAGCAGUUUGGUCGGCGAGCAGCAGCACAGUGAAUCCGACAGCGAGGAACAGGCAUGCUCGGCUAAUACCGCUAAGCAGGAGCGCAGUCGUCAAAGCGAGCGCAUUACACAACUGGAGGCGCUGAUUGCGCAGCGUGAUGAACGCUUGCUGCAAGUGCAGUGCCAGCUUGUGGAUGCAGAUAAUCGUCUGAAGCAGGAGCAGCUGCGCGUCUUAGAGUUAACUCAACAGUUGGAGCAAGUGCGUGCACAAAAUGAGGCGCUCGUAGCGGAUCUGCGUGCAAUUGGCACGCAGGAAGAACAGGAGAUGGUGGAAUUGCAGCAACAGUUGCAGUCAAAGGCAGAAGCGCUGCAGCAGCAGCAAACAGCAUAUAAGACACUCUAUGCCGAUGCCAAGGUAACGGAGCUGCAGCUGGAAGAGGCACAGCAGAUGCUCAAAAACAUGGAGGCGGAGCACAUGGCAAGUCUGGAGCAUGCGCGCGCUGAGCUAGCGCAAGCCAAGCUAACAGCUUCAGAAGCGCUGGAGCAGCAGGCGCAGCAGCAACAGGAAGAUUUAGCACGUGAUUGGGUAGCCGUGGAUCGCUUUAAGCAAAUCAGCAGUCAGCUGCUCGAACUACAACGCACAUCGGAGUGCCAACAAGAAACUGAGCGCGAGCUGAAGCAAACGCUGGUGGAAAGCGAAUUGGCCACUCGUGCGCUUAAAAAGGAACUGCAUGAAAGUACGCUGCAGGCUUCCAAGGCUAUAAUGGAGCGCACCAAGGCCUAUAACGAUAAGCUGCAGCUGGAGAAACGCUUGGAUGAGCUUAAACUGCAGUUGACUCAACUGCAGCAGGAUGAGCAGCGUCAACAGUCGCAGUCACAAUCGGGCUAUACCUCUGAGGAAGUACCAAAUGCCAAUGCACCCAAUGCUUGCUCCACAGCUGUCGCACGCGUUGACAAUCCGUCGCCAGACUUGGGCAUUGAAAGCGAUGUGGGACGCGUUGUCAGCGUGGAAUUGUCCAACGCACAGCGCACACAGCUUAAGACAGUAGAAUUAAAGGCUGCCGACUCGCAGCAAUUAAUCAUAAAUGAGGAUACAGCGCUCUCUGAUGAGGCGGCUGCACCCGAGACUACGGCUGCGAUGGCAACUGGUGCUGCAACGCCCGCAACUCAUGAUUGUGCCAAGGUAGAUCAAGAAGUGGCCGAAUUACGGCGCAAACUAAUACGCACCAAGCGCGCAUUUGAAGACACAUAUGAGAAAUUACGUAUUGUUAACCUUGCUAAAGCACAAGUUGAAAGAGACAUCAAAAAUCAAAUACUCAAAACGCACAAUGUUCUGCGCAAUGUGCGCUCAAAUAUGGAGAAUGUCUUAUAACACAACACAAGAUGAUCCAUUAGCAUCCUUUCUUCUACCAGCAACAUCAACGAAAUUCAAACACACAUAUUUCAUUUAUCAAACACAAAAUUUACUUAUUUUCUUUGGCUUUUGUUUUUCUAAUACUAACGAUUAAUGUUCCUUUUUGUACAUGUUUCGAGUUAAAAUUACGUUAGUAGCCAAUGUUAAUAACAAACAAAUGCUGCUUGCAUUUUCUUAAGACUGUAAAAUAAAAAUAUAUCAUGUAAACAAUGCAAGUUCGUUCUCGCACAACUCUAAUGUAUACAUAUAUGUAUAUUGACUAAACCAACUCCUACUACUACUACUACUUAACUGGUCCAAAAGCCAUACAAAUUCGUUCAUAUUGAAUGACUUAAGCGUUAAUAGCCCCUAACUAACCACCUUAAAAUGUAAAAACUAUUUAUGUACAUACGAAUGCAUGUAAACAAACUGCUUUAGCAUUAACUAAACACUGAUUACCUGGAAGUCCUCUUGCCAUAUCAACAUAAUUUACUGUAUACAAAUUUGCAGUCGAAAAAUGCUUGAAAACUACUUAAUAAUUUGCUUGAAUACUUCUUUUUAUUUCACACACAAUGG